UUCGAUCAAAAUUAGGCAUUUCAAUAAUAAAACCCGCUUCCCGGCUUCUGGGCUCUGCUCGAAGUCGGGAGACACUUGAAAGUGACCUUUCUUCAGGAUUUGCGAAGGGAGAGUCGAAGCUGAGGAUCGUUUUCUUUAUUCCUUGGGGGAUAAAAAUGCUGUUCUUUUCGUAUUUCAAGGAUUUGGUUGGUAGGGAAGUGACGGUGGAACUCAAGAACGAUUUGGCAAUUAGAGGAACGCUUCACUCUGUCGAUCAAUACCUCAAUAUCAAGCUCGAGAAUACUCGGGUUGUCGAUCAGGACAAGUACCCUCACAUGCUUUCAGUCCGUAACUGUUUCAUUAGAGGAUCUGUGGUUAGAUAUGUUCAGUUGCCUCCAGAAGGUGUUGACAUUGAUUUGCUCCAUGAUGCAACAAGAAGAGAAGCUCGGGGUGGCUGACUUUCAUUUGAAACUGUUGAUCGUAUUUUUAUGGACUUCUGAUGUAAUUGUAGUUUAAAACAACUGUUUGACAUUCUAAUUCUGUAUGUUUGUCCUGGUGACAAGUUCAUGAAGAUUGAAGCCACAAACAUAUUGACUGGUAUUGCUCAAGGAAAUUUAUACAUGCUAUGAUGAUGAAAUCUUUUGCA
Manihot esculenta (cassava) is the source of this 625-nucleotide messenger RNA. RefSeq names its product sm-like protein LSM2. The transcript is spliced from 3 exons. The record is from RefSeq and is a predicted model, not a curated record. Bases 156 to 437 code for a protein of 93 amino acids. Gene Ontology annotation, cellular component: U6 snRNP; precatalytic spliceosome; catalytic step 2 spliceosome. NCBI's taxonomy places the organism in Eukaryota, Viridiplantae, Streptophyta, Magnoliopsida, Malpighiales, Euphorbiaceae. Gene Ontology annotation, biological process: mRNA splicing, via spliceosome. Gene Ontology annotation, molecular function: RNA binding.